This is a messenger RNA of Pogona vitticeps (central bearded dragon), 1815 nucleotides long. RefSeq names its product glycosyltransferase 8 domain containing 2 (gene GLT8D2). NCBI's taxonomy places the organism in Eukaryota, Metazoa, Chordata, Lepidosauria, Squamata, Agamidae. Gene Ontology annotation, molecular function: glycosyltransferase activity. The record is from RefSeq and is a predicted model, not a curated record. Gene Ontology annotation, cellular component: Golgi apparatus.
UUAGCUAGUUCUGGAGCUGCAUCAUUCAGCACAUCUGGAAGCAGUUUGUGUGACGUUCUUUCACUCUAGCAGAGCAACGUCUGGAUUUUCUGUAGCUCUGUAAUUACAAAAAACGAAGGAAAACAGUUGCUAGGAAAAUAUAGAAGAAUUUAAAAACACAUUUCUCCAUUAGAGUGUUUUUAUAGAUCCUUUAGUGGACCUUCAAGUUUCUUGCCUGCAGGAUUUCAACAGCGAACCCAUGAGAGAGACAGUUCUGGCAUGAAUGUUUUCAACACAGGACCAUCUAGCUACCAGGAGCAGCUGCCCUGCAUUCAUUUUUCUGGAGAAAGAAUUCCCAAUUGCUCUGCUUACUUUGAAAGAUUGCAACCAAAUGAAAGAAUCCCAUGGCUAUAUUACGCAAAAUUAACCAAAUCCUACUGUUUCUUCUCGUUUUCACUCUCUGUAUCAUCCUGUACAAUAAAGUUCACAAGAUGCCAUCCGCCAUUUUGAAGACUGAGCCAGUCGAUCUGGAGAACCCAGAGGACAUGGAAGAAGAGAUUCCUGUGGUGAUAUGUGCUGCUGCAGGCAGAAUGGGUGCAGCAAUAGCAGCGAUAAACAGCAUUUAUAGUAACACCGAUUCUAAUGUCUUAUUCUAUGUAGUGGGGUUAAAACAUGGCAUUCCACAUAUCAGAAAGUGGAUUGAAAAUUCCAAACUGAAAGACAUAAAGUUUAAAAUUGUGGAAUUCAACCCCAUGGUGCUGAAAGGGAAAAUCAGACCAGAUGCAGCCCGUCCUGAGUUACUUCAGCCUCUAAACUUUGUUCGAUUUUACCUCCCCCUGCUUAUCCAUGAACAUGAAAAAGUGAUAUAUCUUGACGAUGAUAUCAUUGUUCAAGGUGACAUCCAAGAUCUAUAUGACACACAGUUGAACCGUGGCCAUGCUGCAGCUUUUUCAGAUGACUGUGACUUGCCUUCAACUCAUGAAAUGGUUAGAAGUGUAGGAAUGCAGAACACCUACAUGGGAUUUCUGGACUACCGAAAGCAAACAAUCCGAGACCUUGGCAUAAGUCCCAGCACCUGUACCUUUAAUCCUGGUGUCAUUGUUGCCAAUAUGACAGAAUGGAGACACCAGCGAAUCACAAAGCAGUUAGAAAAAUGGAUGCAGAAAAAUGUAGAAGAAAAUCUGUAUAGCAGCUCCCUUGCUGGAGGUGUGGCUACUUCGCCAAUGCUCAUUGUAUUCCAUGGAAAAUAUUCAGCAAUUAAUCCUCUGUGGCAUAUUCGGUAUCUAGGAUGGAGUCCUGAUGCCAGGUAUUCAGAGCAUUUUCUUCAGGAGGCCAAGUUACUUCACUGGAGUGGAAGAUACAAGCCUUGGGAUUACCCUAGUGUCCACACUGACCUAUGGGAAAAGUGGUUUGUUCCUGACCCUUCAGGGACUUUUAAACUGAUUCGUCCUAAUAGCUGAUGUCAUUUCCAUUGUGCAAAGUAUACAGUAUCUUUCUUGUGAUGUGGUUGGUCACCUUUGUUGUAUAGAGAGCUAAACUGCAUGAGAACAGUGCAAAUCACCAAAGGUGUUCAUGGGACGUCUCAGAAUGAAACCUAAUGAAGAGUACAGUGAGGCUGUGAUGAAGUAUGCAGAGUUCAGAAAAGCUUCAGUUUGAAGUCUUGCAAUGAAGACUACCAUGUUUAGGGAAGGUUACUCAUACAAAACAUGGAUUUCCUUUUUCAGCUGUGCUCUGUAAAUACAUAUUGUUUUGACUGAGCGAACAUUUGUAACAUUUUUAAAACAAAAGGUUUUGUUAAGUACAUUUUCUGUAGUCAAUAAAAAACUAAAACUCAGA